Messenger RNA from Protopolystoma xenopodis, 444 nucleotides. Lineage: Eukaryota; Metazoa; Platyhelminthes; Monogenea; Polystomatidea; Polystomatidae. The record is from the annotation of a GenBank genome assembly.
UUGUUUCUAUUUUCAAUUGACUUCCAUAGGCCAAUAUUUCGACCACGAGUUCCGCCGCCUAUUUCUCACGCCCCCAAGCCAUGGUCUCAAUUCCUAGUCGACAAUGCGCUCUUUGGCCAUUCUGCUCACUUGGCCGCCAGUAGAGCAUCUCCGUCGGCUGCUGUUAGUGCCUUCAACUCAUCACCAUUUCUCCAUUCACGCCCUCCGUCUCAGUUGAUAGCUGAUACGCAGCGGUCUCCUGGUGCUAACUCUAGCCACGUCCGACCCGCCCUACGUUCUCGGCACACACAUCGUCACAACAGUCCGCUUAAAGUCCCCCCUCGGACGCAGCAGAAGCCCAUCUCGAGCCCAAAUAUCAAACCCACUUUAGACACCAGACCUGUCAGCCUUCUGCCAACCGAUCAUUCGACUAUACAAGAUGUGCGUUUCACCAUGACUUGUUAG